AUCAUAUUCAUAUCCAUGGCUAAGCUUCUUGCGCUAUCUCUUUCAUUGGGGUCCUUCGCUAGAAAAAAAAAGCCCCACCAGCCACAGCAAAAUGAAUAUGAGUGCCAACUCCAACGCAUGAAUGCCCUCAAACCCGAUAACCGUAUAGAGUCGGAAGGUGGGUUCAUAGAGACAUGGAACCCUAACAGCAAGCCUUUCCAGUGUGCCGGUGUUGCCCUCUCUCGCUGCACCCUCCAACGCAAUGGCCUCCGCAGACCAUUCUUCACCAACGCUCCCCAGCAAAUCUUCAUUCAACAAGGUAGUGGUAUUUUUGGCAUCAUUUUCUCCGGUUGUCCUCAGACUUUUGAAGAGCCAACUCAAAGAGGACAAAGCCAGAAGCCUCAAGACCGUCACCAAAAGGUGUAUCACUUUAGAGAGGGUGAUUUGAUCGCAGUGCCUACCGGUGCUGCUUUCUGGAUGUUCAACAAUCAAGACACUCCCGUUGUUGCAGUUUCUCUUAUUCACACCAACAGCUUACAGAACCAGCUCGAUCAGAUGCCUAGGAGAUUCUAUCUUGCUGGGAACCAAGAGCAAGAGUUCGUACAAUAUCAGCAAAGCCAAAGCCAGAAGGGAAAACAACAUCAAGAACAAGAAGAAGAUAAUGAAGGCGGCAACAUAUUCAGUGGCUUCACCCCAGAAUUCUUGGAACAAGCGUUGAACGUGGACAGGAAGAUAGUGAAAAACCUCCAAGGUGUGAACGAGGACGAAGAGAAAGGAGCCAUUGUGAAAGUGGAGGGAGGUCUGAGCGUGACAGCCCCACCAACGAGAAAGCAGCAACAGAGAGCAGAGGAAGAGGAAGAAGAUGACGACGAUGAAGAGGAAGAGAAGCCACAGAAGAGCAAAAGCAAGAGCAGAAAUGGCAUUGAUGAAACCAUUUGCACAAUGAGACUUCGCCACAACAUUGGUCAAACUUCAUCGCCUGACUUCUUCAACCCUCAAGCUGGUAGCAUUACAACCGCCACCGGCCUUGACUUCCCAGCCCUCUUGCUCCUCAAACUCAGUGCUCAGUUCGGAUCUCUCCGCAAGAAUGCCAUGUUCGUGCCUCACUACAACCUGAACGCAAACAGCAUAGUAUACGCAUUGGAAGGGAGGGCGAUGAUGCAAGUGGUGAAUUGCACUGGUGAUAGAGUGUUUGAUGGGGAGCUGCAAGAGGGACAAGUGCUGAUCGUGCCGCAAAACUUUGCGGUGGCUGCAAAAUCGCAGAGCAACAACUUCAAGUACGUGGCAUUCAAGACCCAUGAUAUACCUGUGACUGGCACACUUGCAGGUAGAAACUCUUUGUUAAACGCAUUGCCUGAGGAAGUCAUUCAACACACUUUCAACCUCCGUAGCGAACAGGCCAGGCAGAUCAAGAACAACAACCCUUUCAACUUUCUCGUUCCACCUCCUCGUCACUCUCAAAUGAGAUAUGUGGCUUAGAGCUAUGCUUCAUCUUUUUGCAUCUGCUGUGCUACCCCACUACUGUCUUUUUGCCAAUAGUGCGCGGAUCAAUAAUCAAAUAAAUCAAAGGCUUAGCCUGCCUUUCCUUAUAUAUAUACGUGUGUAAAAUAACGUGAGUCUAUGUGUAUCUAUCCUCAUGUAUGAGUCACCAAACUUUUGCGGGAAAAGCAUAAAAUAAAUAAGUGGAGAAA
Messenger RNA from Cajanus cajan (pigeon pea), 1670 nucleotides. Its product is annotated as glycinin G3. The record is from RefSeq and is a predicted model, not a curated record. NCBI's taxonomy places the organism in Eukaryota, Viridiplantae, Streptophyta, Magnoliopsida, Fabales, Fabaceae. Gene Ontology annotation, molecular function: nutrient reservoir activity.